CUGCUUGCUCCAUCACAGGGGAAGGGGAAGAAAGUACCUCUGGCUGCCAUUGCUCCCAGUGCCUGCCUUUCUUCCCUGCCUGGCCGUGGGAGCCCCACAGAGAUCAGCUAGGAGCUCUGCUUCCAAGGGGAGUGCUUUGGAAAGGCUGGCUCUCCUCUCCCACAGAGGAAAUGGAGGAGAAGCUCCCUGAAUCUGCUCCAGCCAGCGUACACAUUAGCUUGUUCCAGCUGUGUGUGGUCCAGAUGGUACAUAUCCAGUUGGGGAUAGCUGGGGUACAUCCUUCGUGGCACCUGCACUGGGGUGUGAAGAAAGAAGCAUAGGACUGGCUAUGCUGACUCUACACCAGGGGCUGGCAAACUUUUUGCCCUGAGGGACACAUCCGGCUAGAGAAAGAUUUGGAAGAGGUGAAAGAGCUCCUGAAAAAAGCCACAAGAAAAAGAACUCAUGAUGUUUUGAUGGCAGAAAAGUACAAGCUAGAGAUGGAAAUCAAGAACCUGCCACCACCCAAGCUAAAAGAAGACGCUAUGGAGGAAGAGAAACCACCAGCUGGGGGAUACACAGUGAAAAUCAACAGUUAUGGUUGGGAUCAGUCAGAUAAGUUUGUGAAGAUUUACAUCACUUUAAAUGGAGUACAGCAGCUUCCAGCUGAGAAUGUGCAGGUCCACUUUACAGAGAGGUCAUUUGAUCUGCUAGUGAAGAAUCUCAAUGACAAGAAUUACUCCAUGACAUUCAAUAACCUUCUGAAACCCAUCUCUGUGGAAGGCAGCUCAAGGAAGAUCAAGACGGAUAUGAUCCUUGUAUUAUGUAGGAAGAAACGGGAGGAAAAAUGGGAUUGCCUGACUCAGGUGGAAAAAGAGAGCAAGGAGAAAGAGAAAGCCUCUUAUGACACCUCAGACCCUGGUGAGGGGCUGAUGAACCUUCUGAAAAAGAUGUAUGCAGAGGGAGAUGAUGAAAUGAAAAGAACCAUUAACAAGGCCUGGGUUGAAAGCAGAGAGAAACAAGGCAAAGGGGAUAUGCCAUUAGAUAUUUGAAACUACUCCAAAGGCUGCCUUGACAUGGACCUUCCAUAUGGGACUUUUGCUGUGCUGCAGAGAUCAGUUCUACAAGUGCAUUGUUUACACAACCUUCUUCCAAGCAAAGACACUUACCUGUUUUCCAUUUCAGGUUGGAGAAAAUAUUUAAAUAAAAUACACUUUUAUAAAGCAUUUCUUUCCAUCAAGUGGUUUCCUCUUCCCUGACGACUAGGAAGUAUUCGUAUCUCUUCCCUCCCCUUCCCCCUAAGAGCUUUUCAUUGUUCUGCUCAUCCAAAAUGUCUGUAAAGCUGAUAAUUAUGCAAAUAUAAAAAGAAGAAAAAUCCUAA
Gopherus flavomarginatus (Mexican gopher tortoise) is the source of this 1360-nucleotide messenger RNA. RefSeq names its product calcyclin binding protein (gene CACYBP). Gene Ontology annotation, molecular function: ubiquitin protein ligase binding; tubulin binding; S100 protein binding. Gene Ontology annotation, biological process: heart development. The record is from RefSeq and is a predicted model, not a curated record. The transcript is spliced from 6 exons. Lineage: Eukaryota; Metazoa; Chordata; Testudines; Testudinidae. Gene Ontology annotation, cellular component: nucleus. The coding region runs from base 456 to 1031 and encodes 191 amino acids.